Messenger RNA from Olea europaea var. sylvestris, 1219 nucleotides. Its product is annotated as PHD finger protein ALFIN-LIKE 4-like. Bases 175 to 930 code for a protein of 251 amino acids. Gene Ontology annotation, molecular function: histone binding; transcription coregulator activity; transcription cis-regulatory region binding. Gene Ontology annotation, biological process: regulation of DNA-templated transcription. The record is from RefSeq and is a predicted model, not a curated record. NCBI's taxonomy places the organism in Eukaryota, Viridiplantae, Streptophyta, Magnoliopsida, Lamiales, Oleaceae. Gene Ontology annotation, cellular component: nucleus. The transcript has 5 exons.
UUCAUAUGUUCCCUGCUAUUCUUCCUCUUCUUUUUCUCAGUCCUUUAUUUCAAAAUUUUCUUUUUUUCUUUCACUUCCUUUCAGUUCUUCCACUAAAACCCAUUUCUAUACUUCGCUGGGUUUUUGGGUGCCCUAUAGUUUUAUUUAUUUCGUUAAAGUUGAACUUGGGGACAAAUGGACGGAGGACUGUACAAUCCUCGAACUGUUGAAGAAGUUUUUAGAGAUUUCAAGGGCCGUCGAACUGGCCUUAUCAAAGCACUGACCACAGACGUUGAAGAAUUUUACCAGCAGUGUGAUCCUGAAAAGGAGAAUUUGUGCUUGUACGGGCUUCCUAAUGAGCUGUGGGAGGUUAAUUUGCCUGCUGAAGAAGUACCUCCAGAAUUCCCCGAGCCUGCUCUGGGUAUCAACUUUGCUAGAGACGGUAUGCAAGAAAAAGACUGGUUAUCUCUAGUUGCAGUUCACAGUGAUGCUUGGUUGCUGUCAACAGCUUUUUAUUUUGGUGCUAGAUUUGGAUUCGAUAAAGCUGACAGGAAGCGACUUUUCAACAUGAUCAAUGAUCUUCCCACAGUAUUUGAAGUUGUGACUGGUGCUGCAAAGAAACAGCAGAAAGAGAAGUCUUCAGUCUCCAAUCACAGUAGCACCAAAUCCAAGUCAAACUCUAAAUCGCGAGCAUCUGAAUCUCAGGGAAAAUUUUCGAAGUCAGAGCCAAAAGAUGAAGAUGACGGCUUGGACGAGGAGGAAGAUGAGGAACAUGGCGAUACAUUGUGUGGUGCUUGUGGGGAGAACUAUGCGUCAGACGAAUUCUGGAUAUGCUGUGAUGUAUGCGAGAAGUGGUUCCAUGGCAAGUGUGUGAAGAUUACACCAGCUAGAGCCGAGCAUAUCAAGCAGUACAAGUGUCCGUCAUGCAGUAACAAGAGAGCCCGUGCUUGAUGUGGAAUAUGGAUCUAAUUAUCUGUACUCUUGUUAAAAUUUCCAAGUCUUUGCUGUUUAGGUCAUUUCUUGUUUUGAGUGUAACAUGUAGAAUUAACCUGUGAAUGGUAAACUCCUGUUGGGCAGUCUUGCACUUGAUAUAGUAUUGUCUCGUGUCUUAGGUUUUAGUUGACUGACUGUCCGUUGGACUCUCUUUUAGAAAUUUCAGUUUGUUUUCUUGAUGAUAUGAUGUGAAGCUCGUUUAAAUCACCUGUAGCCCUUUUUUUCUCUGCUAAAAUCAGUUGGAAUU